Messenger RNA from Fonsecaea multimorphosa CBS 102226, 540 nucleotides. RefSeq lists its product as uncharacterized. The transcript has 3 exons. The coding region runs from base 1 to 540 and encodes 179 amino acids. The record is from RefSeq and is a predicted model, not a curated record. NCBI's taxonomy places the organism in Eukaryota, Fungi, Ascomycota, Eurotiomycetes, Chaetothyriales, Herpotrichiellaceae.
AUGGGCAAACAACCUGGGUCUCGGGUGCCCUGUAUUCGUUCUCAAGCACUCCGAGGCAAGCAUCAUCCGUCACCAUACGUUGAGGGAGUUCCUCCGCAACGUGUCAUUGUGCCUCCUGCACCCUCCAACCAGGCUAGUAUGGACAGAUUCUUCUUGAGAGCAGCUGCUCCAACGUCUCGUCUUGAUUUUCCGGGUACCUCACAAAAGCCCCUCGUACUUGGUGAGACGGACGACAAUACCGAUCUCAACAGCAUUCUGACAGCAGACGAGCACCAAACCUUCCCUGAAGAUCUUGAACAGAUCGACUCCUCCGGUGACUAUUCCGUCAAGGACCAAAGUGGCAGCAACAUCGGGACUUUUCCACUGCUUGUUGAUGAAGAACGUCGAAAGAAAAGAGCAUUGGAAAGUUCACCUGCGGCAAUCUCCCUAAAUGGCGGCAUCAGAUCCUUACACACGCCUCCUACUGAGAAGACUCUCUUUCAAGAGGAUGAUCAUCCGGACAACAGAAAGCUUGACCUCACUUCUUGGUCGACAGCAUAG